AUGGGGAAAAAUCCCAAACAAGCAGGAACACUGAAAUGUACUUCUAAAGAUCCAUUACAGGAUGUCUGGCUCGGGGGAACGCCUAACCAAACCUCACUAGCAAAAUGUUUCAUGAAUAAGGUGAAGAUUAAUGAUCUAGAAAAGGUUUUGGAGCCAUUGCUCUACAAUUGGAGGUGCAAACGCCAACAGGGAAAAUUUUUUGGUGAUUUCACAACCCGCCUGGGCUUUGACAAACUAAAAGAGACAGUUGAGAAGUGGGGGGGCUUAGCAAAGGCACCGACACGAUUUAAUCUAAAGCUUUUUGCUGACAAAGACACAUAUGAAGCCAUGGAUGAACUUGCAAAGCUGCAGAACAAGACUGCUCACCAAUUGGCCAUGGAAGUCAUCCGUAACUUUGUUGUCGCCCAGCAAAAUGGCAAAAGUGAAUGA
Molecule: messenger RNA, 429 nt
Organism: Magnolia sinica
Lineage: Eukaryota; Viridiplantae; Streptophyta; Magnoliopsida; Magnoliales; Magnoliaceae
Product: sulfite reductase [ferredoxin], chloroplastic-like
Exons: 3
Coding region: 1-429 (142 amino acids)
Biological process (GO): sulfate assimilation
Cellular component (GO): chloroplast stroma; sulfite reductase complex (NADPH)
Molecular function (GO): sulfite reductase (ferredoxin) activity; heme binding; iron-sulfur cluster binding
Source: RefSeq, a predicted model, not a curated record